AUUACGUUGUGCGUGACGCAAAGGACGCAACGCCAACAAACAUGGCUGACAAAGAAAACACAAAUAUGGAAGUCGAUAAAGGAAAGAAUACGCCUUUUCCCAACCAAGCUAAGCCACUCGUUGACGAUGCUACUCAAAGAACAGGCAACGAAAACCAUGCGGAAGGCAAGAAAGGCGUGUCUGAAAGUCGCGCCACGGCGGAAUACUGCGAGAAGCUGCAGGCAUGGAUGUGGCAGUACUACAGUGGAUAUGUCAGCUGGCAGAGCUGGCUGGCAGCGUCAACGAUGUCUUGCCCUUAUUAUUUACAACCGCCAAACGGGACGUCGACCGCUCUUGAAUUUAACUCCCAGGACUGGUAUAACAGUCCGUUUGGCCUUCCGCUGUCGUCUUAUCCGCCCGCCGUCACCUCCCCGAGCAGCCGGGCAGGUGAAGGCAGCGGCGGGGCAGCUGUGGCCGCUCAGCCGCCGCAGGAGAACGGAAAUGCCCAGAGGCCAGGUCGAGAGUAUAGUAUUCCUUCACCUCUCCAAAGACUAAUGGCAGAGAUGGUGGAUUUCUUCAUAUUGUUUUUCAUCAAAGCAACAAUAAUCAUCAGUAUUAUGCACCUCAGUGGAAUCAAAGAUGUUUCCAAGUUCGCCAUGCAUUUCAUAGUGGAGGAAAUAGAUGAAGACACCUCCAUGGAGGAGCUGCAGAAAAUGAUGCUUGUCGCCCUUGUGUACCGGAUGUUAGUGUGUUUUUAUGAGAUCGUAUGUAUUUGGGGAGCAGGAGGAGCCACUCCAGGGAAGUUUCUCAUUGGACUCCGAGUUGUUACAUGUGACUCAUCUGUUCUGGUCCAGCCCAACAGGGUUCUCGUAGUGCCGGCCACCAAUGUGUCUCUGUCUGCGUCAACUGUCCGAGCCUUAAACAAGAACUUCUCGAUUGCCUUCUUCUUCCCAGCCUUCAUCACACUUCUCUUCUUUCAGCACAACAGGACUGUGUAUGAUAUGGUAGCUGGCACGAUUGUUGUCAAGCGAUCGAGACUCAGAUGACGCUGAAGCGCAUGCAUCGUAGUCUUACAAAAACUUUGAGCAGGCACUGAAUCAUCUUUUUUUGAAUACGCUGUAAGAACUCAAACUCAGUUCUUUCUAAGUAUUGUCAGAAAACGGGAAGAGUUUGAUACCCCUUUUCCACCAGGGCAGUUGACUGUUCUAAGUCGGUGCCUGACCCUGAACCAGUUCUUCGUGGUUCGUCACCAAAGAACGGACACUUGGCAAUCUAAACAGGUUUGAAUGCAGCGCAAAGUCUCUGCUAGCGUGGAAUUAAGACCCACUUGUGUCCGCUUUGUGGUGGAGUUUUUGUGAUCAACUUCACCAACUGAAACUUUGCACUGUGGUCCUCAAGUUCAGAAUAGACUCGAGGACGCUUCAAGAAUGAAACCAGUGACUAAAUGGCAGCCAAUAAAGUGCAGGCACAUACCGUGAUAUAAUUUGUGGCUCUGUAGCCUGUGAGGCGAAAAAAAAAAAAGUUUCUUAGAUGGUUAGUAAGAUGUGCCAACUCUGAACUGGCAGCGAGAUACGAGUUGGUGGAAAGUGGGUAUGAAACACAUUGGUAUGAACUAUUUCAGUUCACUACAGCUAGCACUGCAUUUCUGCGUGUAUGUACGUCUACAUGCAGGAUUUGUUCCGUUGCGAACACGUGAAAGUGAGGGCAUAUGCUACAUGUUCAUUAACACAAGAUUUGCCUCGUAUUCACCUCCAGAUUAAGGGUGAAUGUCUUCUCUCACUCGGUAUUUAAGUUGCUAAUCAUGCAUUUAUGAGAUUACACCUUCAGUAUCUCUUUGUAUUAAAUAUUUGUCAAGAAA
Messenger RNA from Mugil cephalus (flathead mullet), 1837 nucleotides. Its product is annotated as protein FAM8A1-like. Bases 42 to 1025 code for a protein of 327 amino acids. Lineage: Eukaryota; Metazoa; Chordata; Actinopteri; Mugiliformes; Mugilidae. The record is from RefSeq and is a predicted model, not a curated record. The transcript has 5 exons.